Belonocnema kinseyi is the source of this 979-nucleotide messenger RNA. RefSeq lists its product as uncharacterized. Bases 82 to 594 code for a protein of 170 amino acids. The transcript has 4 exons. NCBI's taxonomy places the organism in Eukaryota, Metazoa, Arthropoda, Insecta, Hymenoptera, Cynipidae. The record is from RefSeq and is a predicted model, not a curated record.
CGUUUUGGUGCCGAAAUUUUCAGACAAUUCAUAACAGAGUUAUAAGCGCCCCACCCAGUUACGGCCCUGUGGGCCUGGCAGAUGGGUAUUGCUCUCGAGUCAGGUGCGUACCAACUCCAACCCCCUUACUGUUCUGGAGCUUCAAUAACGCCAUCCGCUAGGACGAAGCUUAGGCCUUUAGUCCUGCCUAAUCUCAAGACCAUCCACCACCUCCACCUACGCUCGGGGAUAACCGGCGAGAUUCACCAUCGAUCGUGGGCCAGCAGGUCCCACCCACCAAUUGCAGCUAAAAAGAAGAAGAUGGAAGACCUGAAGAUGUGGCAGUGUAGGCAUUGCGAGAUGAUAGGUCCAGCACAACUUCACAUGUUUCACGAUACCUAUUGUGGAGAGAUGUCAAAUAGGUCAAAAAACCAUCAAGUUGUGUCGGAUUCGACAAGGAAGAAAUAUAUACAAGGAGGUUGGGUAGAGAAAAGGGAAAAAUGUAUAGAGAUAUUAAAAAUCUCAUUUGCUAAGGAGGAAAUGGCACAAAAAGAGGACCGAGGAACUGUUGAAAAGUUAAACGUUAUACCAAACAGGGAGGGGGGGAGGUUAUGACAGAGUUAUAAGCGCCCCACUCGGUUGCGGCCCUGUGGGCCUGGGAGAUGGAGUGGAGAAAGACACCCCAGUCUUUAUUACCGCGAUCUUACCCCGAAGACGGUUAGUAAUUCGUAGUCGUCGUCUUGUAUUGCGCUCAAGUCUGGUGCGUACAAACUCCAACCCCCUUGCUGUUUUCGAGCUCCAACAACACCAUCCGCUAGGACGAAGCUUAGCCCUCCAGACCUGCCUAAUCUCAAGACCAUCCACCACCUCCACCUGCUUUUGGGGAUAACCGGCGAAAUUCACCAUCGAUCUUGGGCCAGCAGGUCCCACCCAUCAAUUGUCCCUCACAAAUGAUAUUGGAUUGGACUCUAAGCGAACAGUAAUUAUAAGAGGAUCAAGU